Molecule: messenger RNA, 1457 nt
Organism: Cicer arietinum (chickpea)
Lineage: Eukaryota; Viridiplantae; Streptophyta; Magnoliopsida; Fabales; Fabaceae
Biological process (GO): meiotic sister chromatid segregation; maintenance of meiotic sister chromatid cohesion
Cellular component (GO): nucleus; chromosome, centromeric region
Source: RefSeq, a predicted model, not a curated record
UGACCGAAGAGUUCAAAAAGAGGUUUGGAACUAGGUUCGGAGCGCCACUAGUUGCAGAAUUUCAUCUUGACGAAAAUCGUUUGAGUUUUCCCUCCGUCCUUUCAAGUUUAAAUCGGCAGUGAAUGGAGGAAGCUUCUGCCAUCUUCCAUGAUUCCGUUGCUACCACUGCUGGUCAAAUAGCAAAGAGAGGAAAAAUGUUGAAGCGAGAUUCUGUUUCUGUUGGAGCUGCUCACAAGAGAAUUCUGGGUGAUAUAACCAACACGGACCAACAACUACAACCAAAGCACCACCCUGAACCACCACUUGCUCCACCUGCUACUGAUGCAUCUAUUGACGACCUUCGCAGGGAAAAUGCUGGUUUGAUUCAGCUACUAGCUCACAGAAAUGCCAUUAUAGAAUCGUGUAAAGCUGAGCUGCAAAAGUUUAGAAGCAAUUUUCAGAUACUUCGAAAGCAGAAUUCAGAACUUGCACUUACAAAUAGUCUUAUGAUGGCGGAGCUUAAUUCAUGUAAACAGAGGAUGAGAGAGCUUCAGCUUGAAAUAGGAAGCAAAAAUGGUAUACUCAAAGCUAUGAAAUUAGAAUUACUGGCGAAAGAUCACAAAGCAAACGUGAAGUGUGACAUUGAUCCCGACGAGAGUAAGCAGUCAGAUCAGAAGUUUCAAAAAGAUAACAGGGGAGCAGCGAAAAGGAAGAGAGUGUGCAAAUCCCAAUCUUCUGCACCUGCUGUUGUUAAACAAGUCAAAUCAGUACCGAAUGAAGACUUAAUUGAGGUAGACAAAGUCAAAUAUGAUGCCUCACAUCUACGAGAAAAUUUGGCAAAUGAGAACGCAUCAACAUCAUUAGGAUCCAAAGUUCAUGAUGUAGCUAGAGAAGAUACUGAACCCUCAGAACCUACUAACCCUGAAAAAGUUCAUGCCAAAAAGAAUAUUGAAAAGAGGCUUAGUUUGAGAAGGCAAUCUGCCAGGUUCAAAGAUGAGGACAUCUUUAAUUUAGACGAUGCAAAAUUUAAAGUCUCCAAUUUAUGUGAUAGUUUGUCAGAAAAAAGUCUUCCGACAGCAGCAAACGCAGAAAACAAUGCAUGUGUUCAGGAACUACGAAGAUCAUCUAUUGGUCGGCCUUUGCGUCAAUCUACCGUGAAGAUUACUUCGUAUAAGGAAAUUCCAAUUAACGUGAAGAUGCGCAGAAGCUAGCUGAUUGAGUCCGAGGUUAUUUUCCUACAGUAAUUAGUUUUGGGACAACUUAAUUUCCUCUAUUGCAUUGUGUUGUAUAAUCCAAAUCUUAACUAGUGACAAGAGCAUGGUAGUUGUUCCAUUUUGUAUGUCUGGAAUUUAAAUCCUGAUUGGAGGUGAGUCAAGGGAGCCAAUUUUAAGUGUAUAUUAAUACUUUUUAAUUACUUUUAUAUGGAAAUUAUGUAUUCUAAAUUUCUCCUAUUUGGAAGGAAAAUAUAAUUAGCCAAA